AUGUCCGAGUCAAAUAAUGAACCAAAGAUUACUCCUGUAACUAAUGACUCAAAGAAAGAAAAAUCUUCAAAAAAAUCUUCAAAAAAAUCUACAAAAUCUACAACAAAUGAAGUAGAUAAAUCAACUUCAGAAGAUGGUGAAAAGAAGAAGAAAAAGAAAACUAAAAAACCAAAGAGUACUAAUGAUAAUUCUGAAGAAAGUUCUGUUACUGCAGCUGCUGAAGGUGAAGAAAAACCAAAGAAAUCUAAACCAAAGAAAAAGAGUAAGAAAGAUGAUUCUAAUGUGGCAACUACAAAAGAUAACGAUGGUGCUGCUGUAGAAGCUGAAACUAAAGAGAAAAAGAAGAAAACUAAGAAUAAGAAAGAUACUGAUAAUGAUACUACAGUCACUGCUUCUGAGGAUGGUGAUGCAGAAUCAAAGAAAUCUAAGUCAAAGAAAGAAAAGAAACCAAAAUCUGAGAAAGAAAAGAAACCGAAAUCUGAGAAAGAAAAGAAACCAAAAUCUGAGAAAGAAAAGAAACCAAAAUCUGAGAAAGAAAGGAAACCAAAAUCUAAGAAAGAAAAGAAACCAAAAGAAUCUUCUGCUGAUGCUUCAACUGAACCUUCUUCUACUACAACUACUACUACUACUACUACUACUGAAGCUCCGAAGAAGACCAAAACUAAGAAAUCAACUGUUACUACUUCUACCGGCAAUGGACCAGUAGCAAAUUCUCCUGAAGAAAUCCCAGAACUAAUUAACAACAUUGAAAUCCCAAAAGAAACAUUCGAUGAAACUCAUAAUCCAGCAACUGGUGAAAAACAAGCUGAUGUUAAAGAUGGUUUGAAAUUACAUGGCAGAGUUGAUUAUGGUACUAAAGGUACAAAAGUUGAUGUCCUAACUAAUCAUAUCCUUUUAGCUCGUGGUGAUGAUGUCACUAACCGUAUACAUUCUGAAACUGAUCCUUGGUGGAAAUCUGCUUUUAUUUACGCUUAUCAUAUUGAUUUCAUUACUCCGGCUGCCCCUGAAAGUAAAGGUCCACGUAAACCACCUCCUCCAGCUCCACUUUCAAAACCAAAGAAGUUUGAAUUAAUUGAUGCCUUAUUCCAUGAAGAUGAAACUUUAUUCAAAUAUAAGGAUCGUAUUGCUUUCAAUGGUGAAGAAACUUUAUACUCCCAUGUUCCAUUAGAAGAAUUCACAUUAUUCAAAGGUUGUUGGGAUGUUAGUAACAAACAAAAGAAUAAGAUUAAGAUUGCUCCUUCUCAAGGUGAUGUUUACGAUUUAAGUGAAUUAACUUCUCAAAUUGUUUUAAAGUUUGUUUCAAAGGUUAAUUUAUCUGAUAUUUACAAAGGUACUUUAAAUAAUGACCCAGAAUUCCAAGAAGCUAAGAUGUCUGCUCCAGAAAAGACAGUUUUAUUAUCUUUAUUAGGUGUUAAAUUUUUAAGAACUAAGGAUCCAAUUUUUCAAUUACAAGGUAAUAAAUUCUUUAUUUUCAACAAACAUGCUUUAACUACUCCAUUCCAAAUGGGUGCUUAUUUGAUGCAUGGUUUCACUGUUUCUCUAAGAUAUACUUAUGGUGCGGUCUUAUUAAACAUUGUUAACGUUUGUUUACCAUUCUAUAAGCACACUAAAUAUUUACCAUCUGAUGCUAAAUUCGGUGAAAAUGCUAAGACCAAAUAUUCCUUAUUAGACUGGAUUAUUGAGUGUUACAUUCAAGAUAAAGAAUCUAGAGGUCAAAAAUUCAAUGGUAAAGUCACUUCUAAUGAUAUCAACUUCUUUAUUGACAAAAACAGAGACAUCAAAGAAUUAUUGAAGGGCCUAAAGGUUAACAGACCUUACAUUAACUAUAGUGUUGAUGCUAAUGGCAAGCCAAAGGAAGCAACUAAGAUGAUUAAACCAAAAGGGAUUGUUGGUUUCGUUAGAGAAACCGCUAAUUCUUUGAAAUUCAGAGCUUUACCAAGUGCCAUUAACAACACUGCACCAAAGGAUGGUGAAAAGGAAAUUAUGAUUAACACUAACAGCUACUUUGAAAAGAAAUACAAAAUUAAGUUACAAUAUCCAGAUGUGAAAUUAGUCAGUCUUGGUGGUAGAAACGUUGUCCCAGCUGAAUGUUUAUCUAUCAUUCCAGGUCAAAAAUUGAAGGGUCAAGUUAGAGAUGAAGUUGCUGUUAUUAACUUUACUGCAUUGAGACCAACUGAUAAAUUCAAGGCCAUCACCAACUUGGCUUUACCAUCCAUUAGAGAUGCUUUGACUACCGAAGAAGAAAGAGCUAAGGCUCCUCAUGACACUAGUUAUUCUUUCCUAAGAGUUCCAUCUCGUGUUAUUGACGCUCCUGUUGUUCAAUUCAAGAGCUCUACUGUUGAGUAUGUUGAUAAGCCAUUUGGUGCCAAGGCUGCUAAUGGUAAAAGCAGAAACGAAGAGACAAAGGGUAACUGGGAUUUGAUCGGUCACGAAUUCAUUACUUCCCCAGAAAAGACUGUUAAUCUAAGAGCUGUCUUUGUUAAUGACUCCGACAGAGCUCCACCAGUAUCUAUCAUGGAAGAAUUAAAGAGAUCCUUAACUAAAUUCCAAAAAGAUGUUGCAUCUGUUGGUGUCAACUUCGAUGUCUCCGCUGCUCCAAUCUUAAUUAAUGACUUUGGUGCUCCACAUAAGAAGAUUGUCGGCGGUGGUAGCCGUGGUGGUCGUGGUGGUCGUGGUGGUCGUGGUGGUCGUGGUGGCCGUGGCCGUGGUGGUCGUGGUGGUUUCGGUGGCCGUGGUGAAACUGUCUUCGAAUUAUCUCCAGGUGAAGAAGCUCUUGACAAUUUGUUACAAAAUGUUCCAGAAAACACUUACAUUAUGUACGUUUUAGGUCAUGGUAGUAACUCUGAUGUCUACAAUAGAUUAAAAUAUUUAUCCGAUUUGAAAUACGGUGUCAUUAACUCCUGUGUUGUUUGGAACAAAUUCAAGAAGAACUCUACACAAUACAAUGUUAAUGUUGUAAUGAAGAUGAACUUGAAGAUGGAAGGUAUUAAUCACUCUUUGAGCAAAGAAGAUGUUGCUCCAUUAAUUGAUGAGGCUACUGGUCUACCAUUUAUGAUUCUAGGUGCUGAUGUUACACAUUAUCCAGAAGAAGAUCAAAAUUCUAUUGCUGCUUUGGUUGCUUCCUUCGAUGAUAAGUUUGCUCAAUUCCCAGGUGAUUACUUACUACAAAGUGGACCAGGUGAGGAAAUGAUUGCCGGUAUUGGUAGUUUAUUAAGAGAUAGAUUGGUUCUUUACCAAAAGCAUAAUAAUGGUAAAUUACCACCAAAGAUCUUAUUCUACAGAGAUGGUGUCUCUGAAGGUCAAUUCAGUCAAUUGAUUAACAUUGAAGUUAAGAAUUUGAAGGAAGCUGUUAAGAAGGUUGGUGCAUCUCUGAAUAAAGGUGCUCCAUAUAACCCACCAAUGACUGUCUUAGCUGUCGUUAAGAGAAACCAUAUCAGAUUUAUGCCAUUACAACAAAAUGCUGUAAAUGAGAAGGGUGAAGUUGCUGCAGUUCAAACCAUGGGUAAUGUCAUGGCUGGUACUGUUGUUGAUCGUGGUGUUACAUCAUCAGCUCACUUCGAUUUCUUCUUACAGUCUCAACAAGCUUUGGAGGGUACCGGUGUUCCAUGUCAUUACUGGUGUAUUUACGAUGAAAAUCAAUAUACAUCAGAUUACUUACAACAAGUUACACACAGUUUAUGUUACAUCUUCGGUAGAUCCAGUACUAGUAUCAAGGUUGCAAGUCCUGUUUACUAUGCAGAUUUGUUAUGUGACCGUGGUGCUCAAUUCUUCAAGGCUAAUUUUGCUCUUGCUAACUUUGAAUUCUCUAAGGUUAGAAAGAAUAAAAACGAUGUCAUUCCAGGGUCUAAAUUAUUACCACCUAUAAAUCAAAAGGUUAAGGAUAUUAUGUACUAUAUCUGA
Molecule: messenger RNA, 3900 nt
Organism: Maudiozyma saulgeensis
Lineage: Eukaryota; Fungi; Ascomycota; Saccharomycetes; Saccharomycetales; Saccharomycetaceae
Source: the annotation of a GenBank genome assembly